UUGAAGUCUCUAUGUAUAGGGUAAAGUAUGUCCAUUUUUCCACCUUGUAUCAAUGGGCUGACAGCCAAUUUCAACAAAGGUGUGCCAAAAAAUCUGCUGCAAAUCUUGCCAAACAUAGGGCUGGACCCCCACACCUUCAAAAUUCUAAUGUGUUCAAAGCAACCUUUCCUUUUCCUCAAUUCAAACAUAGGUCACUAAUGCAUUAUUGUUGAGUAGAGGAGGUUGCCUUUGCCUUCAACCAUUCCUUUCUUAUCCUAUGUUGCUGGACUUAUCAAAUAUGUCUGUUGGUGUGUCUUGAUCCUCCAAAAGUAAUACUCGGCCUCCGUUUCAAUUUAUUUGUCUGAUUUUGACUUGAUAUGAAGUUUAAGAACCUAAAGAACUGGUGUCCUUCCAGAUAUAAGUAUUAGAAGUGCUGAAAGUGUCUUCAUACUAAAUAUGGAACCUUUAAACGAACUUUGUCUAGCAGCUCUCACCCUUUCAAUUGUGUUCCUUACAAUUCUGUGGUACAAAUUGACAUCACACAAGGAAGAACCCAAGCUGCCACCAGGGCCUCGUGGUCUUCCGAUUGUGGGAUUCUUACCAUUCCUCCGCACCAAUUUGCAUCACCAGCUCACGGAGUUGUCUCAACAAUAUGGUCCAAUUUACAAGUUUUGGCUAGGAAGCAAACUAUGUGUUGUGUUGAAUUCACCAUCCUUAGCCAAAGAAGUUGUUCGUGAUCAAGAUUCCGUUUUUGCUAACCGUGACCCUCCAAUUGCAGGAUUAGUAGGUACUUAUGGUGGACUAGAUAUUGGAUUUUCUCCCUAUGGCUCCUACUGGCGUGAUAUGCGAAAAGUGUUCGUAAGGGAAAUGCUAAGCAACAAGAACCUUGAGGCCUGUUAUAGCCUUCGGAGACACGAGGUCAGAAAGACAAUCAGAAAUGUGCAUACCAAGAUUGGUAACCCCGUUGACAUUGGUGAAUUGGCCUUUGUGACUGAAAUGAAUGUAGUCAUUAGUAUUAUCUUUGGCAGCAAAUUUGUCGAGGAGACGGAGAAGCGUAGUAAGGAUGGAACUGAAUUCAGGGAAUUGGUGAUGAAAUAUGGUCAAGUGGUGGGAAAGCCUAACAUAUCAGACUUCUUCCCUAUGCUUGCCAGGUUUGACUUACAAGGAAUAAAGAAAGAGAUGGAGGCUCUUUUGAAGUUGGUUGAUAGUAUAUUGGACCCUGCCAUAAGUGAAUGCAUGAAGAUGCUUUCGGACCGAAGAGAGGGUGAAAUCCAGAGGAAUGAGAAGAAACAUCUUAUACAGAUCCUGUUAGAGCUAAUGGAGCAGAAAGACAUUGGUAUAUCACUGGACUUAGUGAAAAUUAAGGCCAUCUUGGUGGACAUUGUGAUCGGUGGGACUGACACUACAAUCACAACGGUUGAGUGGGUAAUGUCUGAGCUUCUGAAUAAUCCGGAGAUAAUGUCAAAGGUGCAGCAGGAAUUGAAACAUGUUGUAGGGAUGAAUAACAUUGUUGAAGAAUCCCAUUUACCAAAUCUGCAUUAUCUUGACGCUGUUUUAAAGGAGACGUUACGUCUACACCCUGCAUUACCACUGCUUCUCCCAAAGCGUCCGAGCCAAUCUGCAAUAGUAGGUGGAUACAAAAUACCUGAGGGAACUAAAGUAUUCUUGAAUGUUUAUGCAAUUCAUAGGGGUCCUCAAGUGUGGGAAAGUCCACUAGAAUUCCAACCUGAAAGGUUUUUGAGUCCCUCGACUAAUUUAGACUAUGCUGGAAAUAAUAUGAAGUACCUUCCAUUUGGAUCAGGGAGAAGAAUUUGUGCUGGAAUUCCUUUAGCAGAGAAAAUGCUUAUGUUUAUAUUGGGUUCAUUGCUUCAUUCCUUUGACUGGAAACUCCCUGAGGGAGAAAUCGUUGAUCUUUCGGAGGGAUUUGGACUCGUCCUCAAGAAAAGUGAGAGGCUAUUGGUCAUCCCUACUCCCAGGUUACCGAAUUUCAAGCUAUAUCAGUAAAACCAUGAAACUAUAAGGACCUUGACAUGAUAUUUAUAAUAUCAGAGUACGUAUUUUAAAUAAAACAUGAUGUUGGUUGGUCACUUUCUUUCACCUGUUCAAAGUUCAAACCAAUAUUGGUCACUACUGCAUUAUUGCUGAGGUCUGAGGAGACGAGAUCGCAUUGACCCGUUCAUAUCUUCUGGACUUUCAAAAAUGUCAGCUUGGUGCAUGCAUGUAUCAGAUCCUGAGGAUCAAAUACGGGUAUGACAACAUUCAUUAGUUUGUUGUAAACAAUGAGUGCUGGUAUAACCGGACUUGUCCUUAUUUUUAGGACUACUAAUGUUUGUUUAGUCAAGCUUCCAAAAUCUAUUUAUUUUGAAAAGUAUUUUUUGUUAGAAGUGCUCAUUGAAAGAAGUUAUUUUUUUGGAAUAUAGCAGUUUGUCAAUAUCAUCGAUUUGUGUUUGAUCGAGAUUUCAAAGUGCUUUAGGAGUAAAGCAAUUUUUGUCAACUUAUGCUACUACUC
Molecule: messenger RNA, 2488 nt
Organism: Solanum tuberosum (potato)
Lineage: Eukaryota; Viridiplantae; Streptophyta; Magnoliopsida; Solanales; Solanaceae
Product: ferruginol synthase-like
Exons: 2
Coding region: 436-1983 (515 amino acids)
Molecular function (GO): iron ion binding; oxidoreductase activity, acting on paired donors, with incorporation or reduction of molecular oxygen; heme binding
Source: RefSeq, a predicted model, not a curated record